Molecule: messenger RNA, 1629 nt
Organism: Eucalyptus grandis
Lineage: Eukaryota; Viridiplantae; Streptophyta; Magnoliopsida; Myrtales; Myrtaceae
Product: tRNA (guanosine(18)-2'-O)-methyltransferase
Exons: 6
Coding region: 105-1181 (358 amino acids)
Biological process (GO): tRNA guanine ribose methylation
Molecular function (GO): RNA binding
Source: RefSeq, a predicted model, not a curated record
CAGAAGAUUAAGGCAAAAUUAUCUUCCUCUUCGGUCAGCAGCAAGUUCAGCCACCUCCCUGCUUAGCUCGGCUCCACCGUGCGCGGCGGCGCGUGACCGCCACGAUGAGCUCCUGCAGGACCCUGGUCCGCGCGUCGCUCUUCUCUCUCGACUCCGGCCGCCGGAGCAGCCACCGCGCCUCGUUCUCUCUCCCUCUCCGGUCCCUGCACUUCCUAUCUCCUCCUUCUCGAGGACUGGGCCUCCUCAGAGCCCCGGGAGGAGCUACGGCGAGACGCCUCGGCUCGAUUCCGGGAGCCGUCGCGCUCGAACCGACCGAGGCGUCCGACGAGGAUUCGCCGGCCGAGGGCCCGGCGAAGGACGCCGUGGAGCGCUUGCUCAUUGACCGCGAGGACGUGACGCAGCUGAUGAAGAUGGAGCGCAGGCCCGCGGUCGGCGAUCCCGGCGGGAGGUGGUUCCCUUACCUGGACAGGUUCAGGUGCGGGGCUUCCCAUCUGAGCAGCGGCGAGGUUCUGGAAGCUCUCGAUCCGCUCAUAAUGGACGUGCGGAAGGAGAGGUUCAGGAGCGCGGUGAGGAACCGGAGCUACUCGGUGUGCUUGGUGGUGGAAGGGCUCUGCGACUUCGGGAACGUCUCGGCCGCGUUCCGGUCGGCGGACGCCCUGGGGUUUCAGUCCGUCCACGUCGUGUCGUGCGAUAGCUCGAAAAGGUAUAGAGAAAAUAGGCAUGUCAGCAUGGGUGCAGAGAAAUGGUUGGACAUUGAACUUUGGGACUCAACCCAAGAGUGCUUUAGAGUUCUCAGAUCUCGCGGUUAUCGAAUUGCGACAACUCAUUUGGCAACAGAUGCGGUGUCCAUUUACGAUAUGGAUUGGUCUUAUCCCACUGCAAUUGUAGUUGGCAAUGAGAACAGGGGAAUUAGUGAUGAGGCCCUGCGGUUGUCAGAUCUCCAUUGCAGCAUUCCAAUGAAGGGCAUGGUGGACUCCUUCAAUGUCUCUGUUGCUGCGGGUAUUCUGAUGCAUCAUGCGGUUUGUGACAGAACUUCUCGAUUGGGGUGCCAUGGUGAUCUGACGACGGAAGAAAGCCAAAUCCUGCUUGCAGAAUUCUCUCUACGUCACAGCAAGAGUGCCAUUAGCAUUGCUCAUGAAUAUGCCAGGAGGAGGGAUGCAACUCCUGUGUCGAAACUUUGAUUGAUACAUUUAAGUGGGUGUCUUAUCAUUGUCGUUUGCCCCAUCUGUGGCCUCAAAAGCUGAGCAAAAUCUCUUCUACAAAUUCGCAACGGAGAAUUAGGAGACAGGAAUCCACCACGACGUAGCAUUGAAGUGCCUGGUUGCAAAUAGAUGAGCUGCUUGGAGCGUAAGAUGCUAUCUUGCGCUGAAGGAGGCAGACCGCUCUGUAACAGAGCUGCAAUUUGGCUCACUUUUGUCAUCCGGCGUCGUCAAUUGCCCACGUCAGUUAAAGGAAGCAGCACUGGCAAGUUUUUGAGAAAGGGCAGCUUGUACUCGUCCUAUUACAUAUGGCUUGCACAGAACCCCGAUUAUAUCGUUAACGAUAUUCACUUACAUAUUUUUUCAUCAGGAAAGACAAUAUAGCCUUUGACAAGUCUGGCAGAAAAUGCUUGCAUUUGAUUUUAAAAGA